AAAAAAAAAAAAAAAAAGAUGGAAUUUGAUAGAACCAAGAGCUACUUGUAUUACUGUAGCAACUGUUCUUUAUUUGUUGGUUUUAAAUUCAAUCUUAUUAUAUUUAAUACAAAUCCAUCUCCGGAUCCCAAAUUUACAUUUCUUCCUUGCCUUUGUUAUUCUCAAUUCGCAAUCACACCUGUCUUUAUAUAUAUAUAUAAUAAAUAAAAUAUCCUCCCCAUUUGUAUUUGUGUUUAACUUUUUUUUUUUUUAUUUUGUGUUUAAUGUGCAUCACAUGCCCGUCAAAUUCCUCUCUCCUUUUUUUUUUGUUUUCUUUCCUGCCGAGAUAGGGAGAGCGAUUAAUUUAGGGUUUGCUUGGCUGCGGAUUGAUCUCUAAUGGAGGCUGGUUCUGAUGGAGAGAUCAACAGGAAUAUGAAUCAGAGCCCCGCCGGCGGGUCUAAGAGGCCUAAGCGUCAAAUGAAGACGCCGUUUCAGUUGGAAGUGCUCGAGAAAACCUAUUCAAUGGAGAUGUAUCCAUCCGAGGCAACUCGAGCAGAGUUAUCAGUUAAAUUAGGUUUAACGGAUCGGCAAUUGCAGAUGUGGUUUUGUCAUAGGAGAUUGAAGGAUAAGAAGGAGUCGGUGGUCGGGGCAGCCAUAAAGCCACACAAUCCUGCGUCAGUUGGGAAGAAGAGAUUGACCGAGUCUCCUAGAGAGGAAUUGAUGACAGUUGAGCCUGUCAGUGGUCAUCAUGCCUCUGGUUCUGGAUCAGCAUCUGGCUCAGGGUCAGGUUCAGGUUCGAGUCAGUUCGAUAAUGGAGAUGAUCAGCCAAUGGCGCCGACAAGGUAUUACGAGUCGCCUAGGACAAUCAUGGAGCGUAGAGUGAUAGCUUGUGUGGAGGCACAGCUGGGCGAGCCUUUAAGGGAAAAUGGACCAAUUCUUGGAGUGGAGUUUGAUGAACUGCCUCCUGGUGCAUUCGGUGCACCUAUAGUGCAGAGAGAACAACAAGAUAGAUACAGACAUUCUUACGAUAGCAAGUUAUAUGGGCAAUACGACUCGAAGCACAUCAAAGCAGCAUCAACUGGUCCUCAUGAAGCAGUGGAGUCUAAAAUUAGGAUUGAUGCAUAUGGGCAUGUGGCUGCAUCAUACCCUUAUGAAUCACCUGUUGAUGGUCACACCUCAAAAAGUUCAUCUCAUAUGCAUGGAAAUGGGCAUCUUCCUAGGGAAUAUGGUACUGAGGGGCAGGUGUCAAGCAUGGAUAUAUAUUCUCAGCCAGGCAGGCAGAUGCAGUUCCCAUCUCCGAUAAACACAGAUUUCACUACACAGAAUGAUAAUAAUUUGCAUAUGGGGAGGAAGAGGAAGACUGAUGAAGCUCGAAUUGGAAAAGAAGUCCAAGCCCAUGAAAAGAAGAUUCGGAAAGAGCUUGAGAAACAGGAUCUUUUAAGACGAAAGAGGGAGGAGCAAAUGAGGAAAGAAAUGGAGAGACAAGACCGUGAAAGAAAGAAGGAAGAACAACGAAUGAUGAGAGAGCAGCAGAGGCAGGAGGAGAAGUUUCAACGUGAGGAAAGGCGUGAAAUGGAACGGAGAGAGAAAUUUUUGCAGAAGGAACUUUUACGGGCAGAGAGAAAGAAACAGAAAGAUGAACGUCUCAGAGAGAAAGAAGCAGCAAGACAAAAAGCUGCAAUGGAGAGAGCAACAGCACGUAAAAUUGCUAAAGAAUCCACGGAGCUGAUAGAGGAUGAGCGUCUGGAAUUAAUGGAAUUGGCUGCUGCAAGCAAGGGAUUGGCUUCAAUUCUGAGUCUUGACUAUGACACGUCACAGAAUCUCGAGUCGUUCCGAGAGGCUUUGUGUGAAUUCCCUCCAAAGUCCGUGCAAUUGAGAAGGCCGUUUGGGUUUCAACCUUGGAUAGAUUCAGAGGAAAAUGUUGGAAACCUUCUGAUGGUCUGGAAAUUCUGCAUGACAUUUGCUGAUGUUCUUGGGCUUUGGCCUUUUACCAUCGAUGAAUUCAUACAAGCUCUUCAUGACUAUGAAUCAAGGCUGCUUGCUGAGAUACAUAUCACAAUUCUGAAACUCAUUGUAAAAGAUAUUGAAGAUGUUGUGAGAACUCCUUCGGGUGGGCCAGGCACAAACCAAUAUAGUGCUAUUAAUCCUGAAGGUGGACAUCCUCAUAUUGUUGAAGGGGCAUAUUUGUGGGGUUUUGACAUACGAAACUGGCAGAAGCACUUAAAUUCCUUGACAUGGCCUGAAAUAUUAAGGCAAUUUGCACUCUCUGCUGGUUUGGGGCCAAAAUUGAAGAAAAAGGGCAUUGAUAAAGUUUCAGCCAACGACGAGAGUAAAGGCUGUGAAGAGAUAGUAUCCACUCUGCGAAACGGUUCAGCUGCUGAGAGUGCUGUUGCUAUUAUGCAAGAAAAAGGAUUUAGCCUCCAACGAAAAUCAAGGCACCGGUUGACUCCAGGAACUGUGAAAUUUGCUGCUUAUCAUGUACUUGCCCUUGAAGGAAGCAAAGGGUUAAAUGUUAUUGAGCUUGCAGAGAAGAUUCAAAAAUCUGGGCUACGUGAUUUGACAACGAGCAAAACUCCAGAGGCUUCUAUAUCUGUUGCCUUGUCAAGAGAUCCAAUACUUUUUGAAAGAAUUGCUCCUUCUACAUACUGUGUACGGCCAGCUUUCAGAAAGGAUCCUGCUGAUGCUGAAUCAGUCAUUGCUGCUGCCAAGGAUAAGAUACAGAGAUAUGCAAAUGGUUUUCUAUCUGGGCAAAAUGCUGACGAGGAAGAAAGAGAUGAUGAUUCGGACAGUGAUGUUGCUGACGGUGCAGAAGCUGAUGCUAUAGCUCUCUCUUUGGAUGCAAACAAAGAUGGUGAAUGUAACGAACUUGACUCCUGUUCUGGUGAUGGUAAAGACAAAGUUCCUGCUGCUGAUGAUCUGCAAAAUGGAAUUAGUACUCCUGGUUUUGGGGAGAGUAAUCCUGAUCAAGGUACUGAGAUUGAUGAAAGCAAAUCAGGUGAACCAUGGGUUCAAGGACUCACUGAAGGAGAAUAUUGCGAUCUAUCUGUUGAGGAGCGUCUCAAUGCCCUUGUGGCCUUAAUUGGUGUUGCUAAUGAAGGGAAUUCAAUUCGUGUAAUUCUAGAGGAGCGAAUGGAUACUGCAAAUGCUCUUAAAAAGCAGAUGUGGGCUGAAGCACAGCUAGACAAAAGGCGUAUGAGAGAGGAAAUUGUCUCUAAGUAUUAUGAUUUUUCUUUUGGUUCUGUACCAGAGGGUGGUCUUAGUCCACUAGUUGUUGCAGAAAACAAAAUAUAUGACCCAACAGUAACCACCUUAGGAAAGGAUUAUCCUUCUGCUGUGGCAGAGGGUAUUCAUAAUUCCGUUGACAAUCGAGCUCAGGAUACAACCAUGGAUCAGUUUAUUCCUCCACCUCAGCAGAACGGACAUACAACAGAGAGGUCGCGAUUGCAGCUUAAAUCUUACAUAGGCCAUAGAGCAGAAGAACUGUAUGUUUACAGGUCCUUGCCUCUGGGCCAAGAUAGAAGGAGAAAUCGUUAUUGGCAGUUUGUAGCUUCAGCUUCCUGCCUAGAUCCUGGUUCAGGCAGAAUUUUUGUUGAAUCACCCAAUGGCAACUGGAAACUUAUUGAUUCUGAGGAGACAUUUGAUACUCUUUUGGCAUCUUUGGACACUCGUGGGGCAAGAGAAUCUCAUUUGCAUAUUAUGUUGCAAAAAAUUGAAGUCAGCUUCAAGGAAUGUGUUCAGAGGAAUUAUCGGUCAUUCUCUGAUAUUUUGGAUCACAAUAGGAACAAGGGUGGUCAAGAAGCAGGUGGAGUAACUUCUAGUCUCGGUUGUGGAAGUGUUGAGAGUCCUAGUAGUGCAGUUUGCAGUUCAAAUUCUGAUAUUUUAGAACCAUCAGUUUCCUUCAGAAUUGAUUUUGGAAGGAGUGGAAUAGAGAAAAAGAACCUUCUGAAGAGGUAUGAAGAUUUACAGACUUGGACGUGGAAAGAAUGUUUGAACUCUUCGACUGUGCGCGCCUUGGCAUAUGGAAAGAAAAGGUGCUCGCAGCUAUUGGGGAUUUGUGAUGUUUGCCUUGCUUUUUAUGAUCCUAAAGAGGACAUUUGCCCUUCUUGCCAUCAGAUUCAUGGCAAUGUUGGUCCGAAAGGAAAUCCCCCCGAGCAGUUUACUGGUGAAAAGAGUAUAACAGAUGGGACUGACAUAAUCAUGUCAAACUCAUCUCCACCCAGAAUCAGAUUAAUUAAGGCCAUUGUAGCUUUGCUUGAGGUCGCUGUUCCAUCUGAGGCCCUUCAGUCUUCUUGGACAGAAGACCUUAGGGAAACUUGGGGCUUAGAGCUGCAGAGAUCUACAUCAAUCGAGGGUCUUCUACAGGUCCUGACUCAGUUUGAGGGGUUCAUAAAACGUGAUUAUCUGUCAGAAGAUUUUGAGACGGCGGAAGAAUUAUUAAGUUGCGACUCAUCAAGAGGUGCUGCCAAUGGAUUUAAGGACCCUGGAUCUGUUCCUCAACUUGCUUGGAUACCAAAAACUACUGCUGGUGUGGCUCUGAGACUUUUGGAGCUCGAUGCAUCUAUCUUCUACACUCCAAAUCAAAAGGCCGAGUCUUAUGAAGAAAAGAAAGUAGAGGCUCUUCCAAACUUUGCUUUAAGGUACGGUUACACAAAGGACACCCAAAAGGUCGACACUAUGGAGUUCGAUAUACAUGGACGUAUAAAGGAGGAAGACUGGGAUCAUCACACACCUGGCAGUUCUGGGUACAGGCAAGUGAUUCGUGGCCGAGGAGGAGGCGGCCGCCCCCGUGGUGGAAAGUCUCAGAAACGAGUCAUGGGCUCAUCACAAUCUGGCAAGCGUACUGGUAGUGCAAAGCAGCAAGGUGAGCCGUUGACGCAAAGUUUUAUGCAGCACAGUGUAAGAACACCUGGACAGAAGCAUGGACGGGGUAAAAGAACCGUUCGGAGGAGAAGAGCGGAGGAGCAGAAAACCGUUCCUGUAGAGAAUCUACGGGAUUACUUAAACAACGAAAAGGGCACCUUUCGGAAUAAUAAUAAUAAUGUUGAAAAUUCGGUUAAUUUUAGGGCUGGAAAUGUUGUGGUUGAAGAAGAUGAAAGCAGCAGAAGCAGCAGUAGCAUGGAAGAAGAAGCUGGUGAUUCUGAUGAUAAUAAUGGUAACGAGAACAUGUACCAAUACGAGAGUUGGGGAGGAGAAGCUGCAACUUAUGGUGUUCCUCCUAAUAGAAGUAAUGAGAUGGUAGAAAUGAGUGAAGAAGAAGACGAUGCUGAUGGAAUCGAGGAAGAAAAUUAUAACGAUGAAGAGGAGGAAGAAGAAGAAAACGAUGAUGGUGAAAAUUUGGGGAGAUAUAGGGAGUUUAGUGAAAAUGAUGGUGGUGGAAAUUUGGAGGGACAUAUGGGAUUCAAUGAAAAUGACGACGACGAUGAUGAUGACGAUGAUUCGGAUGGAGACGAAGAACAGAACCGCGACCAUGGUUCUCCGUCGGUUUCUGAAGACUACAGUGACUAAGGCCACCAAACUUCGGGUGAUUCCGGUAUAUUUUAAAGGUUUGAUUCUCUAUUGUGAUAUAUUGUUUUAGAUGUGACAGUUUUCAUAUUGUAAGCUAGUCUUCCACCAAAUUUGUUUGGUGCUAAUUAUUUCACUGUACUACUUCACAUGGUGUUGUUGUCUACCUAUCAGGUUACAGAGCUGUUGUAUAAGCAUAUAUUAUGUAUUGUUCCCCGAAAAUGGAUGUACAUGUGUUAUAUUGUUAAGCUUGAAUAAUUAUAUUUUAAUUUUAAAUAUA
Molecule: messenger RNA, 5761 nt
Organism: Erythranthe guttata (spotted monkey flower)
Lineage: Eukaryota; Viridiplantae; Streptophyta; Magnoliopsida; Lamiales; Phrymaceae
Product: homeobox-DDT domain protein RLT1
Biological process (GO): regulation of transcription by RNA polymerase II
Molecular function (GO): DNA binding
Source: RefSeq, a predicted model, not a curated record